Thalassophryne amazonica is the source of this 1266-nucleotide messenger RNA. RefSeq names its product eukaryotic translation elongation factor 1 epsilon 1 (gene eef1e1). Gene Ontology annotation, cellular component: aminoacyl-tRNA synthetase multienzyme complex; nucleus; cytoplasm. Lineage: Eukaryota; Metazoa; Chordata; Actinopteri; Batrachoidiformes; Batrachoididae. Gene Ontology annotation, biological process: positive regulation of DNA damage response, signal transduction by p53 class mediator. The record is from RefSeq and is a predicted model, not a curated record. The transcript has 4 exons. Bases 49 to 570 code for a protein of 173 amino acids.
GUCCAAUUGUACACGCGGUACCGCCCAUCUCUUCCGUCAGUCAGAAGCAUGGCGUUAAAGGAGCUGUCGUCGUUGGAGAAGUACUUAAGACUGAAAAAAGCCAACAAGUACAGUACACAUGAGGAUAAUAAGGCACCUGUAUUACAAACUAGUGAUGGUUCCCCACUGGUCGGACUAGUGACCAUCGCCUGCCAACUGGUAAAAGAAGCCAAGCGCCCUGAACUGCUGGGAGACUCUGCAGAGAACAGGGCUGUGGUGCAGCAAUGGCUGGAGUACAGAGUCACCAAGCUGAACAGCUGUACCAAGGAAGAUGUCAAGACCAUUCUUAAGGACCUGAACCUCUAUCUGCAAGACAAAGUGUAUCUGGUUGGCCACCAGUUCACCUUAGCUGAUAUUCUCAUAUACUAUGGAAUCCAUCCUCUUAUGGUGGACUUGUCCGUCCAGGAGAAGGAGCAGUAUGAGAAUGUGACACGGUGGUUUGACCACAUCCAGCACUGCCCCGGCGUCCGGCACCACCUCCCACCCGUAGCUGUGCACAAGAACAGACUCUACACAGGCAGACACCACUAAAACCCGAUCUCACGCUCUGCAGGCCUCUUCCAAACCUGGGCAAAGGAUCUUCUGUUGUUCCCACUUUUUGGACUGUGUUGAAUGCUAUUUUUCUGGGUCGCAUUUCCUGAAUGCCAGGAGACUUGGGAUUUAUCUGUUUCAUCUGGGUUUUUGUUGUUGUUGUUGUUUUCCCCCAAAAUAUUAUCUAGGGAGGCAAAUGAGGAACCAAACAUGAAACUUAGCAAUUUAAAAUGAGGUACUGAAGCUCAUUUGAGGCUUUCUGAUAAAACUUGAGCUCAGCUCAUAUUGUCUUUGGAAAAUACAAAUCAUUAAUUACGAUAUUCUCCAGCUGUUCAUGUAACCAAGGUUUGGGCUCUUCACAUCUCAUUGAUUCAUUAAUGUUCACAUUAUCUGUAUGAAGCUUGGUGUUUGAAUGUCAUACAGAAAACAGUAGAAACGAUGUGUGACACUUACAUUGGUGUUUGUAUCUUUUUGCAUUGUUAAUCUGUGGGACAUUUGGAAUUUGACCCUUUUUUGUGUCAUUUUCCAAGAUGGUAGUGGUAAAGCAAAUAGGAAAUGCUGCUAUUUAGACUUUAAUUUUUCUUAUAAUCUGAGCCUGGAACCUGAGAUUCUAGUGUGAUGGUCUUACUAAGAUGUUACUUUUCUGUCAUUGACAUAAUCAUUGUCAUUAUCAGGUAAUGCUCUCUUCUUUAUGUC